UGCCACCUAUCGUACUGGUAUCCACUCCUAAACAUUUAAAAUAUUUAAACUUCCCAACAGUUGAUAGUAGGCCGUUAUUUUGGAAUGAAAGAUUUAACUGAAUUUCAACUUCCUCGUGAGGGUGAAGUUACCCUCUGUGAAGUCGAUGGACAAGUACAUUCUUUACAGUAUAGUUGUUACAGAUCUUACGACGUAGACGCAAUUACAAAUACUGUGAAAAAACAUCCUAAAGUUCAUAUAACUCGAGACAUAUUGCAACACAUGACUACAGGAGACGAUGUUAGAACGUUUUUCGUUGAAACAGAGGUACCUUUUUUAAAAAAAUUAAUCCAAACGUACUUUGAGUGUGGAGUCCUUGAAACACUUCAUGUUGCAUCUACAGGAAAUAAAUUUGUAAUUUCAGACCUAGCUAGAGUGGUUCUGAAAUUAUUAGACGCUACUGAAUACGUAAAAAAUAAGUGGAAAAUGUCCUUUGUAGAAUUAGAACCUCAUACACCUAUUGUUUCACCUUUAAGGAAUGUCCCAUUUAGCAAUAUAAAGUGUAUAUCAUGGCAUCCCCACUGUCUCAAAAUAGCCGUUGCUUGUUCAGAUGACACUGUUAGAAUUUACUAUGAUAAUGGAUCUGUUGGACCAAUACUAAAAUAUAAACAGCAGAGAAAUAUCAGUUGUAUUGAAUGGAGACCCUUAUCAUUUUCUGAAAUUGCUGUUGGUUGUGAUGCAGGUGUUUAUGUAUGGAAUGUGGACCCUUUUGUAGCUAUUACUCGGCCUACUAUAAGCAAUGCAACAUUACUACAUCACGAAAAUCAUGUUCCUAUUGUAAGUUUGGCAUGGAGUCCAAGAGGUGAUUUACUUGCCACUUGUUCAAAUUUAGAUUCAACUGUGCUGGUGUGGAAUGUUGAAAUGAAUGAAAAUAGUUCAUUGAAAAGACCUGGAAGUACUGGCAAUCAUAUUAUGAAAUGGUGUAAAUCUGGUGCCAAAUUAUUAAUCACUGCUUGUGGGCCUAAGUUUAGAGUUUGGGAUUGUUUACUAUGGGAAUCUGAAUUGUGGGAAAUAAAUUCUGGAGAAAUUGCAGCUGCUUGCUGGUCUCCAUGUGGGUCAGUUCUUUUAUUUGCUACUUCUGAAGAGCCUUUUAUUUAUUAUUUGUCUUCUACAAGAGCAUCUGCCUUUAAUACUAAAAGUACUGGUCCUAAUGAGGCUAUACCUAUUGUUGACUGUAGUAAAAUUGAAAGAAAUGGGACUAUUGUAGGAGGACUUGUUAAGGAUAUGGAAUGGGAUCCGGAAGGUCGACAUGUCGCUGUUUUAUUUCAAAAUACCAAUUACGUAGCUAUUUUUAGAACAAAGGUCCAUCCUGUUUUACAAAUUUUUGCAAGUGUGUUUAUUGCUGGUGCACCCGAAGAGUCACCUUGUCUGAUACAAUUUCAGAAAAACUUCAAACAUGGAGCAUGCUUAACUGUAGCAUGGUCGAGUGGCAGACUUCAACAUUUUCCGAUUGUAUAUUCAGUAGAAUUUGAAACAACGCCAAAUUACUCUUUAAGCACAUCAUUGUUUUAAAUAAAUCUUCUAACUAAAUUGUUACAAUAAUUUAUUACUUAUAACAAUAUAUUUUUUUAA
Messenger RNA from Agrilus planipennis (emerald ash borer), 1611 nucleotides. RefSeq names its product aladin-like. Gene Ontology annotation, molecular function: protein binding. The record is from RefSeq and is a predicted model, not a curated record. Gene Ontology annotation, cellular component: nuclear pore. Gene Ontology annotation, biological process: nucleocytoplasmic transport. Lineage: Eukaryota; Metazoa; Arthropoda; Insecta; Coleoptera; Buprestidae. The transcript has 5 exons. The coding region runs from base 85 to 1551 and encodes 488 amino acids.